Molecule: messenger RNA, 1106 nt
Organism: Aspergillus ruber CBS 135680
Lineage: Eukaryota; Fungi; Ascomycota; Eurotiomycetes; Eurotiales; Aspergillaceae
Gene: ergS
Product: protein ergS
Exons: 1
Coding region: 55-1062 (335 amino acids)
Biological process (GO): phospholipid homeostasis
Molecular function (GO): aminoacyltransferase activity
Source: RefSeq, a predicted model, not a curated record
GAUAUACGAAAACUUAUAACCCGACUCGCUGCACAAUACGGCCAUGUCUCGCACAUGGGCGUGCUGGACCCAAGUUAUCGAUUCUUCGUCAACGGCGCCCGGACAGGUGCGUUAUCGUAUAAGCUCCAGAAUCGGGUUACUAUAGUCACUGGGGAUCCGUUAUGCGAUCCAGGCAUUUUUGGAGACAUCCUACAUGAAUUCAAGAUGUAUCGGAAACAACGGCGCUGGGGGAUAGUAAUAAUGGGCGCGAGCGAAGUAAUGAUGAAAUAUGCCCGACAGCGCGAGUGGACGGCGAUGCAGUUCGGUGUUGAGCGGGCCCUGAAUCCCAUGGAUAACGAUGUCCUCAUGGAACGGCAUGGGAAGAGGAUCAUAACGCAGAACAAGCAUCUCCUAGACACAAAGAAAGGAGGCAUCUCAUUGGGCGUAUACAUACCGUCUGUUAGAACUAACCCAAUACUCCAGCACAAGUUAAUGGAAGUAUAUGACUCCUGGCGCCACAUGCGCAGCGAAACCGCUCGCGGCAAAUCCCAAGCCUUCAUAACGGUUUAUGACCCCUUCUGCCUCCCCGACCUCAUGAUUUUCAUCUACGCGCGGGACGCCAACGGCACAACAAUGGGCUUCGCAGCCCUCCGCCGCAUACGCGAUUCCCGCGCGUACCACCUCGACCCCUGCGUCGCGGCACCCUGGGCACCCAAAGGAGUCAGCGAACUCCUAACCUACACCUCAAUGACGCUGCUCAACCAAAUGGACAUCUCCACACUAAGCUUCGGAUACGAACCCCUCCAGUCACUCGGUGAAAUGACGGGCAUAUCAUCCAGGAUACAAAAAGUCAUUCGAUAUGUGCAUCGCUACACAUUUCGACGGUUACCGUUGGCGGGGAAGAAGGCGUAUCAUGAUAAGUUCCGGCCGGAUGAGAGGCAGGAUGCGGGAGUGGGGUUGGUUUUUCCGGGGGGUGUGCCUGGGUUGAGGCAGGUGUUUGCUGUGGCUCAUGUGGCACAUAUUAGUAUUAGAAAGUUGGCGUGGCCGGAAGGGAGGACUAAGGAUAAGCCGCGUCGAGUUUGAGAGACUGAGCCAGGUUGAUACAUCAUUAUGAUGUUGAUUAUUAU